UGCAAAAGAGGCUUCAACAUGUGGACAUUUGAGUGGUGUCAAAUGAAUGAAUUGAAAUUGUUAGUUUUGUGAGUGAGGUGCGCAAUUAAGCACCCAAAACCCCAAACGCUUCAUUUCAAGGUUGUACUUGCUGCUUCACUUUCCUUCUCCCCCUUCAUCUACCGCGAUUGAUUCAAUGGCUUCUGUAAUGCUAUGUGGAACUGAAAAGCUUGCACUUUUGAGUACCAGAACCCCAUAUGCAAAUGGGUUUGGUUUCACAGGUUCAGAUUUGCACGGGAAGAGCUUCCCCAAAUUGAGUUUCACUGCUACUGCUAGGGUUCCCAAUUCUAGGAGGACAAUGGUAGUACCUAGGUGCAGUGUCUCGGCUUCGCGGCCGAGCUCGCAACCGAGGUUUAUCCAGCACAAGAAAGAGGCGUUUUGGUUCUAUAGGUUCCUGUCAAUUGUGUAUGACCAUGUUAUAAACCCUGGUCACUGGACUGAGGACAUGAGGGAUGAUGCUCUUGAACCUGCUGAUCUUAGUAAUAGGAACAUGAUAGUUGUGGAUGUUGGUGGCGGCACCGGUUUCACCACAUUGGGGAUUGUUAAGCAUGUGGAUGCGAAGAAUGUUACCAUUCUUGAUCAGUCACCUCACCAGCUUGCUAAAGCUAAGCAAAAGGAGCCGCUUAAGGAGUGUAAGAUAAUUGAAGGGGAUGCUGAGGAUCUCCCUUUUCGAACUGAUUACGCGGAUAGAUAUGUUUCCGCAGGAAGUAUUGAGUACUGGCCGGAUCCGCAGCGAGGUAUCAAGGAAGCAUACAGGGUUCUGAAAAUUGGGGGCAAAGCAUGUUUAAUUGGUCCGGUCUACCCUACAUUUUGGUUGUCGCGCUUCUUUGCAGAUGUUUGGAUGCUUUUCCCAAAGGAAGAAGAGUAUAUUGAGUGGUUUGAAAAGGCAGGGUUUAAGGAUGUCCAACUAAAAAGGAUUGGUCCAAAGUGGUAUCGUGGGGUUCGCCGUCAUGGCUUGAUCAUGGGUUGUUCGGUGACUGGUGUUAAGCCCGCAUCUGGAGAUUCUCCUUUGCAGCUUGGUCCGAAGCAAGAAGAUGUUAAAGAGCCUGUAAAACCUUUUGUUUUCUUCCUGCGCUUUCUUUUGGGAGUCCUGGCUGCUUCAUGGUUUGUAUUGGUUCCUAUUUACAUGUGGCUCAAAGAUCAGAUUGUUCCGAAAUCUCAGCCAAUCUAAGAUGUUUGUAGUUUGUGAGACUUUCUAUACUGUGUCUUGUUCAAAGUUUCAUCAAAUGUAAGAAUAUUACAUGUUUAAUUGAGAAAUAAUUUGCCUAAUUUCAUUAUCA
Messenger RNA from Lotus japonicus, 1319 nucleotides. RefSeq names its product 2-methyl-6-phytyl-1,4-hydroquinone methyltransferase, chloroplastic-like. The record is from RefSeq and is a predicted model, not a curated record. Bases 176 to 1210 code for a protein of 344 amino acids. Gene Ontology annotation, biological process: methylation. Gene Ontology annotation, molecular function: 2-methyl-6-phytyl-1,4-benzoquinone methyltransferase activity. The transcript is spliced from 4 exons. NCBI's taxonomy places the organism in Eukaryota, Viridiplantae, Streptophyta, Magnoliopsida, Fabales, Fabaceae.